UUUCGGAGCAUCUCUCGGAAAUGACCGUUAGUUUCGAGUAGGCUACAAUAUAAGGAAAAGACAGAGACAGGGAGGACUCGGAUAAACUACCGAUUGGAUUUAUUUAAAAAAAAAAGAUAUGGAGAACGUUUCCCCUUUUUGUGUGUUUUUGUUAUUGAACGGUGUUUUUGGUGACACAGUAAGUGAGUCAGUGUCAGUGAUGGAGGGAGAUUCAGUCACUCUACACACCAGUCUUCCUGAAGUAGAGAGAGGGCAUGUUAUAGACUGGCGGUUUGGACCAAACAACAUUCUCAUAGCUAGAGUCAAUAAAGCAGCUAAUACAGCAAAUGUAUAUAGUGACGUUAUUGAUGGCCGUUUCGCACACAGACUGUACAUAAACCAGCAGAUUGGCGAUCUCGUCAUUACAAACAUCAGAACUGAACAUUCUGGACUUUAUAAACUAAGCAUCCAUGGCAAAAACAUAGACAUGUUAUAUAAUGUCAGUGUUGUGUCUGAUGAAAGAGAUGGUGUUGAGACUGUGCCAGUCAUGAAAGGAGAUUUUGUCACUCUACACACUGAUGCUGCUGAAAUACAGAAGUAUAAUCAAAUACAGUGGAUGUUUGGAAGCACUGUAAUAUGUACAAUCAAUAAAACGUCCCAAGCUCCAGAUAUGAAUGAUGCUAAGCCAUUCUUGAACAAAUUGGAUGUGCAUCGUGAAACUGGAUCUCUCAAAAUCAGAAGCAUUAUAAGAGAACUAUGUGGGAUUUAUAACCUACAGAUAAUCAGCAGCACUCAUACCAUACAGAAGAAAUUCAAUAUCACUAUUUUCGAUACAGUAAAGUCUGUGUCAGCGACAGAGGGAGAUUCAGUCACUCUAGAAUCUGAUAUUACUAAAAUAUAUGAUAAGAUACUGUGGAUGUUUGAAUAUGAAGACUCUAUUAUAGCGGCAAUCAAUAAAUCUGGUCAACACUUCUCUAUAUACGAUGUUCUUGAUGGGAGAUUCAGAGACAGACUGAAGCUGGAUCAUCAAACCGGGUCUCUGACGAUCACGAACAUCACAACUGAACACGCUGGAGUCUAUCAUCUGCACAUCUUCAACAGCAGACACAACGUACACAAGAGUUUCAUCGUUAACGUCUGCAAUGCAGUGAAAUACAUAACAGUGAAAGUGGGAGAAUCUGUUACUCUAGACACUGGUGUUACUGAUAUACAGAAGUAUGGUGAACUGCUGUGGAAGUUUGGACAUCAUGAUGCUCUCAUUACUAAAACCAAUGGCACGGAUCCAGUCUUUUCUAUGCAUGAGAGAUUCAAAGACAGACUCCUUUAUCAUAAAAAUGGGUCUCUCACCAUCAAAGAUACUAGAUUUGAACACGCUGGGUCUUAUAGUCUACAAAUCAGCAACUUCAGCAAAAUCUUACUUAAGAGAUUCAGCGUUCUUGUCACUGCUUCUACAGUAUCAGACCUUAAACACCCAGGCUCUAUAGCAGCAGUAAUUUUAGGCAGUGUCCUGAUUAUAACUUUUGGUUGCAUCAUCUAUCGCAGAAUCUCUAAAAGGGGAUGGUAUAGAGUCCAGCGAAAGAGUUAAGAAGUCCAACAACGAGGAAAAUAUGGAGGUCACAUGAUCUGAAAGGAUCCCAGCGGAGUUGCUUUGGACCUACCGUAACAUAAAUUCCAUCUAAUAAAAACUGACAAACCUUUUGUAGCAUUUUAUGUACCUCGCAGCUGUUUAAAGGGUUAUUCCAACCUUAAAUGAAAAUGUUGUCAUUUAUCACUUACUCUCAUGUCGUUCCAUGAGCUUUAAAAGCUUCUUUAUUCUGUGAGAUGAAGGUCCUAAAAUAUGAGUUUUGCCACAGAUGGCAGAUGGACUGUUCUGACAACAAUAAUUUAAAUUUUAAAUAAUUGAAUAACUGUGAUUGUUACGUCUUUGGACUUUUGUUGUCAUGUCUCAUGUGCUCUGUGACCUACUUUCUGUUAAUUAUCUCAUUGUCUUCAGGUGUUUUGAGUUAAUUUGUGUAUUUAUUUCCUGUUUGUUUCAGUUCAGUUCAUUCGAUCUUUAACACGUGUGGUUUUUGUUACCUGUCUGCCGUAGCAUUAUGUAGUUGCGUGUGGAAGAUUAAAAAUCUGUUAAUGUUA
Messenger RNA from Puntigrus tetrazona (Sumatra barb), 2112 nucleotides. RefSeq lists its product as uncharacterized. The record is from RefSeq and is a predicted model, not a curated record. Lineage: Eukaryota; Metazoa; Chordata; Actinopteri; Cypriniformes; Cyprinidae. Bases 119 to 1564 code for a protein of 481 amino acids. The transcript is spliced from 8 exons.